UCCGUAGUUUGCAACCGCUAGAGUACUGCACAAAGCUUGGGCACGUUUUGAUCUGCUGUUUAAAGCCAACCGACAUCAUGAGUUUAAAAUUUUGUGUGCUAACAUUUUUUCUUUUUACUCCAUUGGUGGCAGUCAUCGCUGAUGCAGGAAAUGAAUACGAAUCAGAAUGCAGCAAACCAUCAACGACUACCAUUUUCCCCGUGGUUCCAGUUGCACCGGUGAAUUCUUCCUUUCGCACCGAUAAUCUGACCCGCGCCGAAUGUCUGGAUUACCUUGCUUUGUCCGACAACGGGGCUACGAUUUGCAGGAUUUUCGCCCUGCAAGAAGACUGCAACGAUUAUCCAGAAACAAGGAUUCAGACAAGACAAGUCAGAAAAGGAAGUAAAGACAAAUUCAGAAAAGACAAGGAUUCAGUGCAUCCGACAUCCCGGACAUACAUCACAGCCAGCUGUCCGACAAGCGAUCGUGCCGCUGUCAGCCAACUAACCACGAGUAUCAGUGCUAUUAGCCCGGAACGCGCUGUCAUCCUUACGCUGCACGAACGAACGGACGCGCAUGACCAGGUGCAUUAUGACGUCAUCAACCCGGUGCGCUACCAGGUGAUCGAGCUGGUGCACAUAAACUGCGCCACGCCGACCAUAACCUCAAAGCUUUACAAUGUUGGUACCCUGCCCAGUCUGGUGACACUGAAAUUUCAACUCUGCCGGAAUUUGGUCAUCCACAAAAGCGAUUUCUCCCGGAUGCAGCAGGUUCAAUGGAUCAGCUUUUUCUUGUCCACAAUCGCGGCGUUGGAACCCUAUACCUUCACCGAUUUGCCGCUUCUGAAGACUUUGUUGCUGGAGAACGGACUCGGUGCGGAGCUGUAUAUGCUAUCUGAGGAGGCGGAUCCGCGCUGGCGUACCAACCCAUCGCCGUUAAGCUAUGCCGACUUUGAUACCGUCCGACGACUGCACUGUGACUGCUCCUUUGUCUGGCUCCGUAACUUCCUCACGCGUCAUCCGUUUCUAAUGGCCGACAAACGGAGUGGCGAGUUCGCGAUUAUCGGAAACUACAUGUCGCCAUGGGUUAACACGGAUGCCGUGUGGCCCGUUGGGCUUAGCGUGGAUUGUGCCCGGAAUCUAACGUACGCGAGCGCUCGUGUCGGUCCAUUGUUUUCCUAUAAUACCUCGUGCUAUACACCGUGCUAUCAUUCUUGAAAAGUUGCUGCAAUAUUUGUAUGGCACCAAGUACUGGCAGUACAGACAGUAUCUAUACUGGAAGUACUGGCAGCUCUGAAACGGUGUAUGGAAUCAUGAAUUCUUUUUUAGUUUCAGUAAAACGUUAUUAUGGAAUCAACUAUGGAUUAAAAUUGGAAA
Molecule: messenger RNA, 1355 nt
Organism: Paramacrobiotus metropolitanus
Lineage: Eukaryota; Metazoa; Tardigrada; Eutardigrada; Parachela; Macrobiotidae
Exons: 2
Coding region: 78-1196 (372 amino acids)
Source: RefSeq, a predicted model, not a curated record